Molecule: messenger RNA, 2562 nt
Organism: Rotaria sp. Silwood2
Lineage: Eukaryota; Metazoa; Rotifera; Eurotatoria; Philodinida; Philodinidae
Source: the annotation of a GenBank genome assembly
AUGGAAUCUAAUAUUCCUGAUAUUUUCGAAGCUUCAGGUGUUGUACUUCGACCGGAUAAUCUUUUUAUGUAUAUCAUAUUUGAUAAUACAUUCCAAAUCGGUGUUUUUUGUACUUGGCUGGCUAUACAAACUAUAAAUUGUACUAAUAAAUUACUCGAUUGGCCUGAUAACACAUUCAAUAAACUCAAUUCAGAAUUCGAAGGUAUAGCCUAUAAUUCAUUAACUGACACGUAUUUUAUUGCACAAGAAACAAUUCCAUCCAAUGUUAGUCCAGAUGAAUAUAAUUCAAAUAUUUUUGAAGUUCAAAUAAUAAUAAAUGUUACAUUUUCGUCUAUAAAUCUUAUUCAGUCAUGUCGAAUAAACUGGACAUUUGAUUCAACGAGUAAAGGAUUCGAAGGUAUCGAGUUUAUAAUACACCACAAGAGAAACAAAAAUUAUUUACUUGCAUUAUGUGAAGCAAAUAAAUGUACGCUUCAAUCCAUGUCUGAAUAUCCAGUUACUAGCCUUGGAAAUGGAACACUCGUUGUAUUGGAGAAACAUGAAACUACAUAUAAUAACUCUUGUCAAUGGGAAUCAGUCGGGAUAAUUAAUCUACCAUCUGAUCUUAAAUUUCGUGAUUAUUCUGCAUUAUCUGCUUAUCGACAAAAAACAUCAACUUAUAUUGCUGUAACAAGUCAAGAGAAUAGUCAAAUAUGGAUUGGUAUAAUAGAAGAAAUCGAUCAGAGUCCAUAUUUUCGAAUAACAUCAUCAGACAAGACUGGUGUUUACAAUUUACCACGAACAAUUGUCAAUGGAAAAUCAUUAGCCAAUGAAUUAUUACUUUAUUUAUUCGAAUUUUUGGAUGGAAUUCCUUUACUUCGUAUUUUUCAUGGUUUAAAUUCUCGAUUCAAUCAUUUACUUUUUAUUCAUUUUCGAGCUUAUCGUUUUGAUUUUCGUUCAAUAUCUAAAUAUGAAUUUGAUAUUAUCUGUCGAAAUUAUCUUCCAUCAAUUACUGAUCAAAUUAUUUCUUUAACUAUUUCUGAUGAUGAUGAAACACCUAAUCUAUCUGAAAUUUUUCUGUCUUAUAAUUUUACUCUUGAUAAAUUUACUCAUUUACAAUCUCUUUCACUUUAUUCUAUUCAAUCAUUUGAUCAAUUAAAUCAGUUAAUAUUUCAAUGUCGUCAACUUCCUUAUUUAACACAUCUUUAUAUGAUCGAUGGUUAUAAUGAUGAUAAAAAAAAUGAUAUUCAGUUUUUAAUCAAUAAUAUUUGGAGUUUAGCAAAACUUAAUUAUUUUUAUUUAAAUUAUAAUUCAUCAAGUAAAAUAUGGUUAAAUAAAAUUUCAAUAAUAUCAUUAUCAAUUCAAAAAAUAUCUAUUGAAUAUAUUACAUGUACUUUACGAGAUCUUUCACAUCUAUUUAAACAUACACCUUUUCUUCAAUAUCUUAAUACAACUAUUCAUUUUAAUUUCGAAGAUGAACAAAUGCCUAUUAUAACAUCAUCAAUUACAUCAUUAAAAUUAACAUUUGAAAGUUCUGUACCUGUUAUGAUAAAUCUUUUUCAAAUGAUGCCAAAUUUAUAUUCAUUAACAUUAAAAACAAUGGAUAUUUAUUUAAAUGGAAAUAAAUGGAAAAAAAUUCUUAUGAAAUAUUUAACUAAACUAAAAAAAUUUCGACUACGAAUGUAUUUUGAAUUUUCACAUCAUAAAAAUGUUGAUGAACAACUUAAUAAAUUAAUUGAUACAUAUAAAAAUUCAUUUUGGAUUGAAAAACAUCAAUGGUUUAUUCAAUGUGAUUGUAUACCAUUUGGAACAUAUCAUCAUGGAAUUCUUUAUACAUUACCAUAUACAUUUGAUACAUUUGUUUGUUAUGAUAUAACAAAAUCAAAAUAUACUUGUCCUAAUGAAAAAAUUUAUUGGUCAUAUAAUCGAGUCAAAUGUUUUCAAUAUAUGAAAUAUAAAAUGAAUGCAAAUGAUAAUUCAAAUUUAUUACCAAUUCAAUUUCCAAAUAUUCAACAUCUAAAAAUUGGUAUUCCUUUUGAUGAUAAUUUUUGGUCAUAUAUUCCUUCAUUACAUCGAUUGACUACACUUGAAGUAAUAUUAGGUGAAAAUUAUACUCAUUAUCAAUUACAAAAUUUAUUUAAUAUAUCACCUUGUCUAUAUUCAUUAAGAUUUUUCUUUUCAAUUGAUUUAAAUAUAUCAUUAGAACAAGUUAUAAGUCAUUCCAUUCGUCGUCUUAAUUUUAUAACUAAAUGUUCAUCAAAUAUAACACAUUUGAAUACUAUUGAAUGUAAUGCUUUAGCUCAUUCACAACUUGGACAUCAAUGUGAAGUUUUGUUAAUUAUAGUUGAAAAUCGAGCGAAUAUUUUAAAUAUUAUUAAAACAAUGAAUAAUCUUCGAUCAUUAAUUUUUCAAUGUAAAGAUGAUAAAUGGAAUAAUAAAGAUAUUUCAUCAAUUAAUGAUGAACUUGUUGAAUGGCUACGUAUGUGUUUACCAUCGACUUAUUCAAUUACAAGAGAUAAAAAUGAAGUAUUGAAUAUUCGAAUAUGGAUUAGUAAAAAUAAAAAGAAUACGAUUUUAUCGUAA